AUGUUACAAUCACCAGAAGUGGCUCUUGAUGAGUAUGCUGUUUCAUCUGAGCAUGGUUUCCUUCCCGAUGGCCUGCCUCUGCCGGCGCUCAAUCAACCCUACUAUGCACCCUGGGAGACUCUGGCGUAUCGACUUCCAAGUCUCAUCCAGACAGGCCAAAUUCGAUACUUGAUUAAUGACCUUCCCAUUCUUUCUCCCUCAUGGCUGCAGACUGAGGCAGAGUGGCGUCGGGCUUAUGUCGUCCUCGGGUUCCUCACCCAUGCCUAUAUCUGGGGAGGAGAGAAACCGCGCGAUAAGAAGAAUCUCAUAGCAAUAAAUCCACAGGUCCUACCAUCAUCCAUCUCAAAGCCCUUCCUGGAGGUUUCAUCCCACCUCGAACUGCCUCCCUGCGCCACCUAUGCAGGCCUCACUUUGUGGAACUUCACUACCACCCACCCGGAAGCAGACAUCACCAACCCAGACAACCUGACCCUCCUCACCUCGUUUACUGGCACGAAAGAUGAAGACUGGUUCAUCGCUAUCUCCGUCACCAUUGAAGCCAAGGGCGCCAAGCUCGUCCCCUUGAUGCUUGAUGCUAUCGCCGCCGUCACGGCCAGUGACAUUCCGCGCCUAACUGCGCUGCUAUGUCAGUUUACCGACAGACUCCAGGACCUCAAUGACACUCUCAAGAGGAUGUAUGAAAAAUGUGCGCCGGCGGUGUUCUUCCACCAGCUGCGCCCCUUCUUGGCCGGUAGCAAAAACAUGACCACGGCGGGGCUGCCAUAUGGCGUGUUCUAUGAUGUGGGAGAUGGCCAGGGCGAGUGGCAUCAGUACAGUGGAGGCAGCAAUGCACAGAGCUCUUUGAUUCAGACAUUUGAUAUCUUCCUUGGAGUCAAUCACUCUGCCACUGGUGAGAUCAGACCACCGGGGACGGGAUAUAUCCAGGAAAUGCGCAACUACAUGCCCGCUCCUCACAGACGCUUCCUCGAAACCUUCUCUGCUCUAUCCAACAUCCGGCCCUACAUUCUGUCUUCGCAGGCCGAAUCCCCCGCCAAAGAAGCAUACAACGCAGCCGUGUUGACCCUCAGCUCUUUCCGUGAUACUCAUAUCCAGAUCGUCUCCCGGUACAUCAUCAUGCCGUCCAGGACUCGCGCGCCGGUCGAACUCGACCAGGCGGCACAGGCCCAUCGGGUUAACCUUACGACGGCCAGUUCUCAGGUCAAGGACUUGGGUGAAAUGAAUCGUACUGGGCUUUAUGGGACGGGGGGACGAGCUUGA
Penicillium alfredii is the source of this 1257-nucleotide messenger RNA. Its product is annotated as indoleamine 2,3-dioxygenase. Lineage: Eukaryota; Fungi; Ascomycota; Eurotiomycetes; Eurotiales; Aspergillaceae. Gene Ontology annotation, biological process: 'de novo' NAD+ biosynthetic process from L-tryptophan. Bases 1 to 1257 code for a protein of 418 amino acids. The transcript is spliced from 3 exons. Gene Ontology annotation, cellular component: cytoplasm. The record is from RefSeq and is a predicted model, not a curated record. Gene Ontology annotation, molecular function: metal ion binding; heme binding; indoleamine 2,3-dioxygenase activity.